Messenger RNA from Hypomesus transpacificus, 2027 nucleotides. It is a transcript of the gene kcnc1b, whose product is annotated as potassium voltage-gated channel, Shaw-related subfamily, member 1b. Gene Ontology annotation, cellular component: axon; neuronal cell body membrane; voltage-gated potassium channel complex. The transcript is spliced from 4 exons. Gene Ontology annotation, molecular function: protein binding; delayed rectifier potassium channel activity. Gene Ontology annotation, biological process: protein homooligomerization; potassium ion transmembrane transport. Bases 1 to 1806 code for a protein of 601 amino acids. NCBI's taxonomy places the organism in Eukaryota, Metazoa, Chordata, Actinopteri, Osmeriformes, Osmeridae. The record is from RefSeq and is a predicted model, not a curated record.
AUGGGCUCGAGCGACGACAAGGAUCGCAUUGUUAUAAACGUGGGAGGGAUCAAACACCAGACAUACCGCAGCACCUUGCGUACCCUUCCUGGCACCCGAUUAUCAUGGUUGGCCGAGCCUGAUGCGCCCAACCACUUUGACUAUGAUGCCAAGAUCGAGGAGUUCUUCUUCGACCGCCACCCUGGCGUCUUUGCACAUAUCCUCAACUACUACAGGACAGGUAAAUUGCACUGCCCCGCAGAUGUGUGUGGACCCUUGUAUGAGGAAGAGUUGGCAUUCUGGGGCAUUGAUGAGACGGAUGUGGAGCCGUGCUGUUGGAUGACCUAUCGUCAACAUCGGGAGGCCGAGGAAGCUCUUGAUAGUUUCGGUGGGGGGGCCCUGCUCGACCUGGGUAAUGAUGAUGUCGAGGCAGAAGCACCGGUGGAGCCAGCGGAUGGGGACGGGGUUGAUGAGAUGACAAGGAGGUUGGCGCAGGGGGAUUCUCCCUAUGCCAGAACAGGAGGGUCUUGGAGUCGCGUGCAGAAACGUGUCUGGGCUCUUUUUGAAGACCCAUACUCUUCUAAAUAUGCAAGGUGGGUGGCUUUGGCCUCUCUGUUCUUCAUCCUGGUGUCCAUUACAACGUUCUGUCUGGAAACCCACGAAGCAUUCAACCCCAUCAUCAACCGCACGGAGCUGAGGGUGGUGGGCAACAGGACGGAGGAGCACAUCUACCCAGAGACGGAGACGGUGGUCUUCCUCACUUACAUCGAGGGAAUGUGCGUUGUCUGGUUCACCUUUGAGUUCUUAAUGAGAAUAACUUUCUGUCCGAACAAACUCGACUUCAUCCGGAACGCCCUCAACAUCAUCGACUUUGUGGCCAUCUUGCCUUUCUACCUGGAGGUGGGCCUGAGCGGGCUCUCUUCCAAAGCAGCUAAGGACGUCCUGGGCUUCCUCAGAGUGGUGCGCUUCGUGCGGAUCCUGCGUAUCUUCAAGCUGACCCGUCACUUCGUGGGCCUCCGCGUGCUGGGCCACACCCUGCGCGCCAGCACCAACGAGUUCCUCCUCCUCAUCAUCUUCCUCGCCCUCGGCGUGCUCAUCUUCGCCACCAUGAUCUACUACGCCGAACGCAUCGGAGCCUCUCCCAACGACCCUCGUGCCAGCGAGCACACACAUUUCAAGAACAUCCCCAUUGGCUUCUGGUGGGCGGUGGUGACCAUGACGACCCUUGGCUACGGAGACAUGUACCCCCAGACGUGGUCGGGCAUGCUGGUGGGCGCGCUGUGUGCCCUGUCGGGGGUGCUGACCAUCGCCAUGCCCGUCCCUGUGAUUGUCAACAACUUCGGAAUGUAUUACUCCCUGGCAAUGGCGAAACAGAAGCUACCAAAGAAGAAGAACAGACACAUCCCUAGAGCUCCCCAACCAGGCUCACCCAACUACUGUAAGUCCAGCAUCAGCUCACAGCAUCAGAGUCCCAUAGCCCAUGAUGACGUUUUCGAGAUAAAGUUUCGAGAUUCCAAACUAAACGGAGAGGCAGCUAAUGCGGCACUGGCCAAUGAAGACUGUCCUCACAUAGACCAGGCCAUAUCACCCGAGGAGAUCUUCAGCCCUACUGAGCGAGAACGACCCUGCUUCCUGGUUACCACCGCUGAACGGCCCAAUCACGUGAGGGGAAGAGUCAGAAGGGGUUAUGAAAAGCCUUGGAGCCUUAACAGCAUGUCUGGCAUGAGCAGCAAGGAAGCUUCCGGAGUUUCCUCUGUGUCCACUCUGCAGUGCAGCCCAACCCGACUAACGCAGCCCUCUCAUUGUCCCAUCCCAACCAUUGUCUAGCUUGGUUGACUAGGACACAGCGAAGGCCUUUCCAUGCUGAUCCUCUUCUCUCUCUUUUCAUAUUUUCGUUUUUGUGCUCUCAUUCCUUUUCUUUUCGUUUUUUGAAAGAAAACAAAGUGUCUCGAGACAGAGCUGUAACUUAUUCCCCGAAGGAUAUGCUUGUGUCAUCGCGUCCUACAGAAUACUGCCAGGGGCUGCUGCAUGGGUGACUGCUGUAGACU